AUGCUUCUCAACACCGACCUCUACAGCGAUCCAGAGAUAAUGGGCGAGUUGAAGAGGCGGAUAUUAGAGCUCCAAAACGACAUAGCCGUGGUCGAGGGCUCCCAGCUCGUACAAAGACAGCUCAGUGACCUCAGCCAUUCUCCACAGCUGCAACGUCUAGUAUCUCAUGUCGACAGCAGCCUUCAGUGCCCGAUCAGAGACGGGUUCUACGCCCGGCUGAUGCAGCUAAGCCUCGACGAGCUUGCCUUUGUGUCCAUCAGCUUCCCUGAGAGACGACUCAAGCGUAUUCAGGGCAAUCACAAGGCCUGCAACGCCCGGAUUCAUGCGGCUGCAACAUUUCGUGCUCGCCAUUGCGAAUACAAAGAGAAGUCGCUUCUCCAAGACCUGCGGCCACCUGGCUGUUGCAUUGUUAGACGCGUCUCUGCAAUCAUCGGCCUUGCCCACCAUUUCCUCCAUCCCCGAAGCCCAACACAACAGACCAGCAGCACUGACCCGGACUUUAUACAAGACGUCAUGCUCCCGCCUUCUCUGCCAUACGCUACUGCCUAGCCAGGUCGUGUCGCACCCAACCUCGCCGUUUUUCUCUUGCCGC
Molecule: messenger RNA, 592 nt
Organism: Trichoderma atroviride IMI 206040
Lineage: Eukaryota; Fungi; Ascomycota; Sordariomycetes; Hypocreales; Hypocreaceae
Source: RefSeq, a predicted model, not a curated record